Messenger RNA from Erigeron canadensis, 705 nucleotides. RefSeq lists its product as uncharacterized. The record is from RefSeq and is a predicted model, not a curated record. The coding region runs from base 1 to 705 and encodes 234 amino acids. NCBI's taxonomy places the organism in Eukaryota, Viridiplantae, Streptophyta, Magnoliopsida, Asterales, Asteraceae. The transcript is spliced from 2 exons.
AUGGAACGGAUGAAUUUUAUGUUAAGCUUAACUCAGGAAAGUGCAUCUGUCUGCAUUAGUGAGCUCCGUAUGGAUAGAGCAACUUUUAGGGUGCUAUGCGAUAUGGUAAGGGACAUCGGUGGUUUAAAACCUACUAGAAACACAUCCAUAGAAGAGGUAGUAGCAAUGUUCUUGUUCAACCAUGAUGGUCGUGUGCUUCGAGAUGCAAUCUCAAGGAACCAAGGUCUACGAGUCCCUCGCGAUUGUUAUUAUUUAGUUGAUUUUGGUUAUUGCAAUGCAAAUGGUUUUCUUGCUCCAUAUCAAGGGCAACGAUAUCAUUUAAAGGAGUUUGAUGGUCAUCGACGUGAGACUCCUCAGGAAUAUUUCAACAUGAAACACGCUAAAGCAAGGAAUGUGAUUGAGAGAUGUUUUGGAUUGUUAAAAGGAAGAUGGAAGAUCCUUUCAUCCCCUUCAUUCUUCUCGAUCCAAACUCAAAUUCGAAUCAUUAUGGCAUGCUGUUUGUUUUAUAACUUGAUUCGUAAAUAUAUGAGCCAUGAUCCUCAAGAAGAUGAAGAGGAAGAAGAAGAAGAAGAAUCAGAAAGUGAGGACGAAAGUGAAGAUGGGGAAUAUGUUACCAACAUUUGUCCAAGUGAUGAAUGGUCGGAAUUUAGAAAUAAUAUGUCAUCCAUAUGUUCAAUGCAUGGAGAAAUAGAUAGAUUUGUCUAA